Guillardia theta CCMP2712 is the source of this 723-nucleotide messenger RNA. RefSeq lists its product as hypothetical. Gene Ontology annotation, biological process: mitochondrial citrate transmembrane transport. The coding region runs from base 1 to 723 and encodes 240 amino acids. Lineage: Eukaryota; Cryptophyceae; Pyrenomonadales; Geminigeraceae. The record is from RefSeq and is a predicted model, not a curated record. The transcript has 8 exons.
AUGAGCAAAGAGAAGAGGAGAGAGGGCGAGACUCGUUACAAACCCAAGCAUCCUUUUCUUGCUGGAGCUAUCACUGGAGGCAUCGAGAUCUGCAUUACCUAUCCUCUCGAGUACGCCAAGUGCCAGCUGCAGUUGAAACCGGAUGCACUGUAUCCAAAUCAAAAUGCAACAAGACUCAAUGCGACGGGAUCCAAUCUAUCGCAACUUUUUCCACGCAACCAAGAGCAUUGUGAAAGAAGAAGUAUAGCGCUGGUUGCAUGGCUUGAGGCGCACUGUGUCACCCUCUUCUUCUACAAGGGAUUUCGUCACGGAUUGUUUGCUGGAAUGACUCCGACGGUUCUGAAGCAGUGCUUGAACAGCUUAAUUCGAUUUGGCUCCAUGUACGAAAUGACAAAAUGGAGGAGGAAUCAGAUCCAAUCUCAGGACCCUGCCGUCCCUCUACCAACAAGGGAUGUUUUCUUGCUUGGAGCCAUCGCUGGUGCACUAUCAGCUGUUGUUUCUCAUCCUAUAGACACAGUCAAGAGCAACAUGCAGGGAAACAAAGAGCACAUAGCCAAGUUUAAGUAUUCCACAUGGGGAUGCAUGAAACAUAUCUAUGCCACGGGCGGUUUGGUUGCGUUUUACUCAGGGCUGACACCACGGUUGAUAAGAGUGACCAUCGAACAAGCCACGACAUUUGCACUGUUCGAUCGAAUCUCUCGAGCACUAGAUUUAUCUUUCUGA